AGAAAGAUUCGCAUGUAGAGAAAGUAAACAGACAAUACAAGAAAACAGAAACAGAUUUACAACAGCUACGACAAGAAUUAUAUUAUCAUCAGGAACAUAAUAAUAACCUACAAUCUCAGGUAGAUAAUUUCCGUCAUCAAUUGGAUCAGAAGUCAAAUCUUUUAGAGACGAUAACUAAAUCAGAAAAAGAGAAAUUAAAUCAGAUGGAAACAUUGAAAGAUUCGUUGGAUACCCUCAGUACUAAACUUAAUAGUAAACAAAUAGAGCUUCAGAUGGCCGAGUUAGAGUUAAGUCAAGUAAAAGAUGUAAAUGAUAAACUAAGAUUUCAGAUUGAUCAACACGAUCAGUGUGCACCUCGACCGAGUCAAUCAGCUACUGAGUUACAUAUAUCACAACUACAAGCUGAAAUAGAGAAACUUAAAUCUAAUCUAUUGCAAGUAUCGUCCUUCCUGAAUGCACGUGAAACAGAACACAAGGCUACCGAGAAAGAGUUAUCUAAAACAAGACAGUAUUUAGCAGAUGAAAAGAGUAAAAAUGUUCAAGUAACAGCCGAUAAAUUAGAACUCGAACAUCAAAUACAGGCUAUAGGUGAAGAAAGAGAUGUUAUCUUUGAAGAGAAAGUUUUAGAUGAACAAGAUUUAGUUAAAUUAGAGAAUAAACUACAGGAAGUUCUACAUAAAUUUGAAGAAGAGACGUUUAAACAACAUGAUCGGAACAAAUAUAAAAAUAUAGAUGCUUCAAAUACACAGUUGAUGUCCGAGAUCAAUUCCCUCACGUUAUUAUUAGAUGGUAAAGAUAAACAAGUAGAAAUCUUUCAUGAUAAAUUACACCGUAAUCAGAUUGAAAUGACUUUCCUGCACAGACGGGUAGAAUAUCUAGCCAAUGAAAAUCAGUGUAACAAAGAAGAUAUUGAUAGACUGACCAAUGAGCUUAUAUUUAAGAUGAAAGAGAACUCGGCUAUACAUGAGAUUAAUAUGUAUUUAUCUAAAGAGAAAUCCUACCAAGAAAAAGAGACCAACCUACUACAGAAAGAUCUUAAAUCAGAAAAAAAUUAUAUUCAGAAAAUGAAAGAAGAAAUAAACACUGUUUUAAAAAAGAUUGAUAAAACAGAAAUACAUCAACAAACCCAAGUAGCAGAGCUUAUGACGAAAGAUGGUAAAAUAGCUUCGUUAGAAACAGAAAAACGUCAGCUAGAGAACAAUAUUAGACAGCUAGAGAAUAAUUUGAUCCAUAGUAGAAGUAAAAUCGAUCAAUUUCAUGAGGAUAUCAGUAAUUUGAGUAAUACUAAAGCAACAUUAGAACAUCAGUUAGCAGCAGAACGAAAUUCUUUGGAAGCUGAGAGAAGUAUUUCUAGUAUGAAGAUAGAUGAAGUACAGAAAUCUAAUCAGAAGUUAGAAGCCGUGAAACAUGAACAAUCAUUCCUAUUAAAUAAUUUAACUGUUGAAAGAAAGAAUCUACAUCAGUUAAGGGAAGAAAUUGUAGAGAAAGGGCAGAUAGAGAACAGAUUAGCUACACAAGUUGAUGAAUUAAAACGAGAGAAUGUCAACCUUAAACAUCAAAUAUCAUUAAAUCAAAAAACUAUUGAUCACAUCAAGGAAGAGAAAACUGCCCUUGUUCAAGGUGAGAAUUUCUCAUUUUGA
Messenger RNA from Patella vulgata (common limpet), 1640 nucleotides. RefSeq lists its product as uncharacterized. The record is from RefSeq and is a predicted model, not a curated record. Lineage: Eukaryota; Metazoa; Mollusca; Gastropoda; Patellidae. The transcript has 12 exons. Bases 204 to 1640 code for a protein of 478 amino acids.